AUGGCCGCCAUCUUCGACGUCACCCCCUCCGUUUCCCCUCUCGUCCCGCGAGCUGUGCAAGGUAUCAUUCAUUUUCAACUUGUCACGCAGUUCACGAUCUUUGAGAAACCUUCAGAUUCAACGUCGACUUCGGAAACGGAGCUCUGGGAAGUGAUUCUAGUGGCGUCGUGCCCGAUCAUCUUCAUCAUAUUCUUAUGUGUCUGCGUCAUUUGCCUCGUUGUACGGAGCUACGAGCGAAGAGCCAACUUCUGUGGUAAGUCUUUCUUAUUUGAGAAAUAGGUUAUAAUAGAGAAGAAGCUGGAAAGAAACGGCUCCAAUAAAAAUAUUGAAAAGAAAAGAAAAAGUUUAAAUUUGAUUACAGGGCUUCCCGUGACGCACCGAGUGCAGGCCGCUUCACAAAUAUCCUCCAUUCUUCGACAGCUUCCUCCACCACCAAAAUAUGAAAUCGGUAUGUUUUCCAUGGUUUUUUUCCCGCUCAUUAUCUGGUUUUGCAAAACCAAAUUUAGACUUCAGCAACAUCUUUUAGAAAAAAUUACCAACUAAAAACCUCUCGGUCCCCUGUAAAUAGUUACAUCUUAACCAAGCCUGUUCCCAACAUAUCAAUUUCAAAGAAAAUAUUAUUGAAACUUGUAGUUUCUCUCUGAUUAUGAAUUAGUUUCAUAGGUUGAAGAGAUCUUUGCUAGAAGAUUUCGAUUUUUAAAAAAAUCAACUAAGAAAAAAAUAGCCAUAAACGUCGAUUUUUUUGAUAACAGAUUCCAAUAGUGGGUUCAGGGGGGAUCCCCAAACUAUUAUCUAUGAUUUCGCGAUAACGGAGUCAACGUCUUUUGAACAAGAUCAAAAAACGACCACUGGAAAAACUGAUAAAAACGGUCCAACAGGGCAAUAAAAUAUGAAUUCCCUAAGAUAUUCUACAUAGUUUCAAACUUUGUACUUAGAUCCUUUGGAACAAAAACGAAAGAAAAGCUCCUAAAAAAAAUUGAACUAUCUUUACCUUCUUGACAAAACUAAAAUUAACUUGGUGGUGAAUCUCGUUAGCAAAACUUCCCUCUUGAAAAACCAAAUGAAAAAAAAAGAGUUUUGUUAGACAAAAAAAGGGUUCCAGCAGUGACGUCGGUGGAUGCCCCUCCACCAACGUAUGCUGACAUCGGAAAAGACCUGCUGGUGACUCCUCUGAGGACGACUCCAUCGAACUGUCGCCCUGCCGCACACCGCCGUCCAUUUCAGAACACUAACCAGACUUCUUCGUCAUCAACUGUUCAGCCUCUCGGCAUCCAGUACCUCUAUCCCCCAAAAUACGAGGUUUUUGCUAGUUCUGAACUGCAUUUUAACAAAAAAUUAACACCUCUAAUUACAGGUAAAACAGUCGGAGCCUAAAACUACAGAAACUACGAUACAAACCACUACUUCUACACAAGCGCGUGUUCAAAGCGUAGUUGUCGAGAUCAAUUCUUAA
Caenorhabditis auriculariae is the source of this 1453-nucleotide messenger RNA. The record is from the annotation of a GenBank genome assembly. NCBI's taxonomy places the organism in Eukaryota, Metazoa, Nematoda, Chromadorea, Rhabditida, Rhabditidae.